Molecule: messenger RNA, 1683 nt
Organism: Daldinia vernicosa
Lineage: Eukaryota; Fungi; Ascomycota; Sordariomycetes; Xylariales; Hypoxylaceae
Product: Metallo-dependent hydrolase
Exons: 1
Coding region: 223-1599 (458 amino acids)
Molecular function (GO): hydrolase activity, acting on carbon-nitrogen (but not peptide) bonds, in cyclic amidines
Source: RefSeq, a predicted model, not a curated record
GGUACAUCUUUUAGGAAUGCCUGAUUGGCUAAUUUUAUACAUACGUCUAUACAUAUAUACUUGUAUAUACUUACACCACCUAUUGCAUCACUCUGCAUCUUAUACUUGUACUCUCCUAUAUACUCUCCUAUAUACCAUUAUAUCCCCCCCUCCUCGAAUUUAAUACUAUUUUAUAUAUAUAUAUAUUCUAUCUUACGUCGUCACAAAUGUCGUUAGAGUAAGAUGAAGUUGAAUAACGUGAUCUUGCUGGGUGAGAACUCGGUCGUAGACACGAACCGGCUAGACAUUGAUAUCGAAGAUGGAAAGGUUCGUCGAGUCCGUCCUUCAGAACAUGUGGCUAGCGAACCUCCCAAGGUUCUACUGCCAGCCCUCUGUCACCCACAUAUUCACCUUGACAAGCCCUUCAUAUUAACCUGCAACAAACUCCCCUCCGAGAAUUAUCCCGACUACUCUGAUCUUCUACCCGAAACCGGCUCUUUUGAUGAAGCUUUAUCAAACACCUCUAAAGCGAAAGAGCGUUAUUCCAAAGAGGAUCUCUACCUUCGAGGUAGCCAGCUUCUAGCAGAAAGCUACAAGCACGGCGUGAAAUAUCUCCGUGCUUUUGUAGAGGUAGACCACGUCACCGGGGCGUUGCCGCUGAACACAGCUAUUCAACUCAAGUCUGAGUUUUCCCAUCUGCUGGACAUCCAAAUCUGUGUGUUUGCCCAAGACCCCAUUUUCUCUGGCAGGCAUGGGGAGGCAAAUCGAUCCCUCAUCGCCUCGGUCCUCAAAGAUCGUGCCAUGUACGUCCAAGCCCUUGGAACUACCCCCUAUGUCGAGGAGUCCCGAGAGAAAUCGCUCCAGAACAUUGAGUGGGCGAUUGACACUGCUAUUCGACAUGGGUUACACUUGGACUUCCACUUGGACUAUAAUUUGUCUCAGCCUACUCCCUCCAACCAGCCCCUAACAUUUUCAGUCAUCGAACUACUCCAGAAACAAGACUGGCUUGGUUUAGCUAAUAAGUCCAAAACCGUCGUUCUCGGCCACUGUACGCAGCUGACUACCCUCGGUAGCUCAGACCUCGAGCAGCUAGCCGGAACCAUCAUUCGAAGUAGACUUCCGAUCCACUUUGUUGGAUUGCCUACCAGCGACAUGUUCAUGAUGGGUCGCUCGACUUCGGUAACAAACGCGCCGCAAGCGCGGCUACGUGGUACUUUACAAGUACCUUCCAUGAUUAGGGACCUCGGCAUGUCCGCCUGUAUCGGCGUGAAUAAUAUUGGGAAUGCCUUUACGCCCUUUGGAACUGGCGAUCCCUUACAGCUGGCAUCUUGGGGAGUGGGCGUCUAUCAAGCCGGAACUAUAAGUGAUGCCAUCAUUCUCUAUGGUUGUGUAAGCUGGCUAGCUAAAAGAGCUAUCGGCGUCGAGGGAGAAGAGGGAUACAGAGAUAUAGUCGAAGGUCAGUCCUUGCGGGGCAUGCUUUUAAUCAGUAAUAAAAAACACACCAGACUGCCAGGAGGCGCCAACGGCUCCGAGCUUAAGAUUCCAGCGAGACAGCGGACGAGUUUCAAAGACAUCGUAUGGGAUCCACCUGACGUCGAGCUGAGAUCAAUCAUUAUAUGAGUCAAUGGGUUAUAAGCUCGAUAUUAAUGAUUAUAUUUUCCACGUCCACCUCGAGUGUGGCAAUUGAGCAAUACUUGAACAAAU